Anopheles gambiae (African malaria mosquito) is the source of this 694-nucleotide messenger RNA. RefSeq lists its product as uncharacterized. Bases 133 to 465 code for a protein of 110 amino acids. The record is from RefSeq and is a predicted model, not a curated record. Gene Ontology annotation, cellular component: extracellular region. Gene Ontology annotation, biological process: defense response to bacterium. NCBI's taxonomy places the organism in Eukaryota, Metazoa, Arthropoda, Insecta, Diptera, Culicidae. The transcript is spliced from 2 exons.
AAGAAUGUACAACAAACAUUCCCAUACGCAGUCGCGUCAAUCGUGAACGAUCGAACGGCGGUUGUGGUUGUGUUCCAGUAGUAAUUGCCCAGAUUUAGAUCGCCCCCCAAAAAAACCUACUUCUUGCAAAUCAUGAAGCUCAAUUUUAGUUUACUACUGCUGUACGGUUUGCUGUUGAUGCUGGCGCACUCCGCCACUCACGCAAAACCCCUGCGCGAAGGUGACAGUGAGCUGAUAGCGAGACUGCAGCGAUACAAACGACAGUUUUCGCUCAACUUUGGCGCCACGCACGAGGAUGGGUACGGGACGGACGUGAACGCGGAAGCGAUCGCCAGCCUGUGGAAAAGCCAGAGCGGCAACACCAAGCUGGACGGUUCGGCCAGCUACACGCAGCAUUUCGGCGGCCUUUCGGGCGAUGGUAAAGCGCGCAUUAGCGGAAUGUUGACUUUCUCGCACGGUUACUGACACGUGUCGUCCUUUCGCCACUCUCGGGUUGCAGGACGAGAUUACCGGCUGAAGCUGAAGGUAGUUUUUACUCGCUAGGUUUACCCUCUUUCGGUUAUGACGCUAGGUCACCAGGAGUCACCCGUGGAAGGGAAAACAAACCGGUCAUCAUGAUGUUGUUGUACCUACUAGUAGCUACUAAGAGUAUUAAACUCUCACACACGAUAUCACCGUGUUCCUUAUGGCCGCA